UGAUCAAGCUGAUCAGUCUCCUUCACUUCACAACGGCAUCUGUGAACUUCAAACAAAAGACUUCAUAUCUUCGACAUCUUUUACAUCAACCUUUGGCACGAUACUCAGUCAUGGCUUCGUCAGCCGGAAAACCAUCGGUUCAGGCUUUGAUGGAGCAAAAACAGAAGGAGGCCACUUUGAAUAUGGGUGAAAAUUUUACGAAGCGGGACGAUUUGAUUAAAUUCGAGAAAGAUGCACAACUCAAAUGGGCACAAAUGAAAGUUUUCGAGACCGAUUCUCCACAUGUCAAUGAUUCAACUUUGACAGAUUUGAGCCCCGAUCAACUACGAGAAAAAUAUCCCAAAUUCUUCGGGACCUUUCCAUACCCUUACAUGAAUGGUUCCCUCCAUCUCGGUCAUGCCUUUACGAUCUCAAAGAUAGAGUUUGCUGUUGGAUUUGAACGAAUGAGAGGAAAACGUGCGCUAUUCCCUGUAGGUUGGCAUGCUACAGGAAUGCCGAUCAAAUCAGCAUCUGAUAAAAUCAUUCGAGAGUUAGAACUCUUUGGAAACGAUUUGGAAAAGUUUGUCAACCCUGAGGCAGUAGUUGAAGAAAUCACCACAAUUGAAGUAAAGGCUGAGAGUGAGGGUGCUGACAAGAGUAAAGCCAAAAAGGGUAAAAUUCAAGCUAAAUCUACCGGACUUCAAUAUCAAUUCCAAAUCAUGGAAAGUAUCGGGGUCAAACGAGAAGAAAUCAAAAAGUUUGCCGAUCCUCAAUACUGGCUUACCUAUUUCCCUCCGAUUGCCAAGGAUGAUAUCAAUGCAUUGGGCGCUCGAGUGGAUUGGCGUAGGUCUUUCAUCACCACCGAUAUUAAUCCCUACUACGAUGCUUUCGUCCGAUGGCAAAUGAACCGUCUCCGUCAAAAAGGCUACGUGAAAUUCGGCGAACGAUAUACGGUCUAUAGUCCCAGGGACGGUCAACCUUGCAUGGAUCACGAUAGAUCAAGCGGUGAACGUAUGGGACCUCAAGAAUAUACAUGUAUCAAGAUGAGAGUCAUGGAAUGGGGUCCAAACGUUCCAUCUAGCUUGAAAGAAAAGGUGGUUGAGAAGGAGGUCUAUUUCAUCGCUGCUACUCUCCGACCUGAAACGAUGUAUGGACAAACCAACUGCUUUGUGGGACCGUCUAUCCAAUAUGGUUUAUUCGAAGCAAAGGAUGGAUCAGUCUAUCUUUGCACGGAGCGAUCGAUUCGGAACAUGUCUUUCCAGAACCUUACCUCCACUCGUGGCGUAGCACCGCAAUUAAUCUCAGUUAGCGGUCAAGACCUCAUCGGGACGAAGAUCAAUGCACCCAAUGGUGUCCACCAAGCAGUUUAUAUCUUACCCAUGGAAACCGUCCUGGCUACAAAAGGGACUGGUGUUGUGACUUCCGUUCCAUCUGAUUCCCCGGACGAUUAUAUUAAUCUCAUGCAUCUUCGAAAGAAGGCGGCCUACUUCAAGAUCGAUCCCGCAUGGAUUGCGUUCGACCCGGUUCCGGUGCUGAGUACGGAAGAGUUUGGGGAUAUGUCUGCUCCUAAACUAGUCGAAAUGUUGAAGAUUGACUCUCCAAAGGAUUCUGUCAAACUUGCGGAAGCCAAGGAGCGAGCCUACAAGGCUGGUUUCUAUCAAGGCAAGAUGCUCGUAGGAAAAUUUGCUGGGGAGCCAGUUGAGAAGGCUAAAGCUAAAGUCCGUGAGGAAAUGAUCGGACAAGGACUGGCGUUUGCUUACAGCGAGCCUGAAGGACAAAUCAUUAGUCGGAGCGGAGAUGAGUGUGUGGUCGCUCUUUGUGAUCAGUGGUAUCUUGAUUACGGUGAACCUGCUUGGCAGGCUAAGGCGUUCAAGUUACUUGAGCGCAUGAACAUCCGCGAUCCCUCUACGAAGAAGAAAUUUCAAGAAGAUCUCGACUGGCUGCAUCAGUGGGCCUGUGCUCGAAGUUAUGGGUUGGGAUCUAAGCUGCCUUGGGAUCCCCAGUUCUUAGUCGAGUCCUUAUCCGAUUCGACGAUUUACAUGGCAUACUACACAAUCAGUCAUCUACUCCAUGGCCCAUCUUCCGGAGAAGCGGGCGAUAUUUUUGGUACCACCACUGGGCCAUUGGGUGUUACACCUGACCAAAUGUCCGAUGAAGUGUGGGAUUAUGUAUUUGGUACAGAUGAGGUUACAUUCCCAUCUCAGCAAACCAACCCAGGCGUAGAGCCAUUGUCGAAAGACAAAGCUGAUAUCAUGCGACGCGAAUUCCGUUAUUUUUACCCGAUGGACGUCCGCAGUAGUGGAAAAGAUUUAAUCUCGAACCAUUUAUCUUUCUGUAUCUACGUUCACACUGCACUCUUUGAUGAACAGUUUUGGCCUCGCACUAUGAGGGCUAAUGGACAUCUGAUGUUGAACGGGAAGAAGAUGAGCAAGUCGACAGGAAAUUCUUUGACCCUUCGUGACAGUCUUCGGAAAUUCGGCGCGGAUGCAACACGGGUUGCCUUGGCUGAUGCUGGAGAUGGAUUUGAUGAUGCCAAUUUUGAAGAGCUAUCUGCUAAUGCUUCAAUUUUGAGGCUACAUACUUUGGCGGAAUGGUCAAAGGAUGUCAUCACAAACAACCAUACAUUCCGUAGUGGUGAAUAUAACCUUUUUGAUCGGAUUUUUGAAAACGAGAUCAAUUUGGCAAUCACGAAAUCAUACAAGGCAUAUGAAGCAUCGAUGUACAAAGAAGCUCAGAAAACGGGCUUUUACGAGCUCUUGGGCGCUCGCGAUUGGUAUCGCGACUUUACCGCAGAAGAGGGUGGGAUGCACGCAGACUUACUAAAGUAUUAUGUCCGUGUUCAGACCUUGUUGAUCACACCCAUCACUCCACAUUUUGCUGAGCACAUCUGGACCAACGUGCUCGGUGAGUCCGAUACAAUCCAAAGGGCUCGUUUCCCUACUCCUUCUCGGGAGAUUGAGAGGGCAGUGAUCGACGCUGCUGAAUAUGUCAAAGAGACGGUUCGAAAGAUCCGGACGACAGAAUUGGCUCUUGGGAAACGGAAAGCUAAAGCUAAAGGUGGCGCUGGUCCAGGAUCACAACUUACCUUUGAUGCAACCAAGCCAAAGGCUCUUAGGAUCUUUGUCUCUAAAGAGUUUCCAAAGUGGCAGAGUCAGUGUGUAGAGAUUCUUGCACGUCAUUUUGAUAAAUCGACUGGUAUGAUUGAUGAGAAAGCUAUGAGGGCUGAGUUGGAAAAGGAAGGAUUGUUCAAGGAGAAAAAGACAAUGCCAUUCAUUAUGAUUAUGAAGACUCGAAUCCGAGAAUUGGGCGCCUCUGCCUUGGAACGGGCUCUCAGCUUUGAUGAAACAGAUGUACUUCAACGUUCAUUAGGAUACCUGAAGCGUACACUCAAGUAUGACCUUAUCGAACUUGAAAGUACGGUGGAAGCUGUGAAGAAAGUCAAAUUAUUUGAGGAUGCUCGUACGGAGAACGAAUCGAAACCAGGAGAACGGGAAGGUUAUAAUCUGGCCAUUAUUGAAGUGGCUGAACCAGGAUCACCAGCGUUUGUGGUAUAUAAUUCAUUAUGAUACACAAUGUAAUAGUCGAUAAGAUUGAUCAGUAUACCAUCAAGCGCAUAUUCAAUGAUCGUGGCAAACCAGCAUGGUGCCCUCUCGUUGGUGUUUGUAGAUAAUGUACAUACCAACUAUGAGAUUGAAGUAUAAGAUUACAUGCCUGUCGGUCAGUUGCGCUUGGCCAAAUCGUGUCUGUACCGUUCAAAGGACCUGAUACACUCAUUUCAAAGCUCCCGUGAAAUAUCAUCUAAUUCCAAAAAAAUGGACUGCAAUCAACUCGUUUUACGUGAAGGUAUGAAAUCUCAGUGAUUUGGGUUCUUUGGGAUUGAAAAUCACGAGUAAUGCAAAAGAGCCUCCUGGCUCCAAGUAACUUCAUACUCUUCAUAUCUUUACUAAAACAAAUGCAAUCAUUUCUUUUCACAUGAGUUUUCCAGCGUGAUAAUGUAUGUAGUCACUUUGACUUGGGCCUUGAUGAUCAAAACUAUGCUGGUUU
Messenger RNA from Melampsora larici-populina 98AG31, 4023 nucleotides. RefSeq lists its product as uncharacterized. Bases 111 to 3545 code for a protein of 1144 amino acids. Gene Ontology annotation, molecular function: leucine-tRNA ligase activity; ATP binding; aminoacyl-tRNA deacylase activity. Lineage: Eukaryota; Fungi; Basidiomycota; Pucciniomycetes; Pucciniales; Melampsoraceae. The transcript is spliced from 12 exons. Gene Ontology annotation, biological process: leucyl-tRNA aminoacylation. The record is from RefSeq and is a predicted model, not a curated record.